Molecule: messenger RNA, 1097 nt
Organism: Pezoporus occidentalis (night parrot)
Lineage: Eukaryota; Metazoa; Chordata; Aves; Psittaciformes; Psittacidae
Product: scale keratin-like
Exons: 2
Coding region: 1-627 (208 amino acids)
Cellular component (GO): intermediate filament
Molecular function (GO): structural constituent of cytoskeleton
Source: RefSeq, a predicted model, not a curated record
AUGUCUUGCUACGACCUGGUCUCCAGCUCUGCCUGCGGUGUUGCUCGCCCCCAGCCUCUCGCUGACACCUGCAAUGAGCCAUGUGUCCGUCAGUGCCCUGAUACCACCACUGUGAUCCAGCCACCUCCAGUGGUCGUCACCCUCCCCGGACCCAUCCUCAGCUCUUUCCCCCAGGAUUCAGUUGUGGGAUCCUCUGGAGCACCCUUCGUUGAGGGCUAUGGUGGCCUGGGAGGCUAUGGUGGCUAUGGGGGUCUGUACGGAUAUGGAGGCUAUGGCUCCCUGGGCUAUGGAGGUCUCUAUGGCUAUGGGGGCUAUGGGUCCCUGGGCUAUGGUGGUCUGUAUGGAUAUGGGGGAUAUGGCUCCCUAGGCUACGGUGGUCUGUAUGGCUGUGGGGGCUCUCUGGGUUAUGGGGCCAUGGUGGGCUCCUCUGGAGCACCCGCCUUUGGGGGCAACCUGGGGCUGGGAGGCCUCUACGGUGCUGGAAGCCUUUAUGGGGGCUCUCUUGGAUAUGGAGCCCAGUAUGGAUAUGGGAGUUCUGCCCUCUCCACGCUCAGCAGCGGGUUCUGCAGCCCAUUCUCCUCCCGCCGGUACAGCCGCUUCCUCCGCAACAGCUGUGGGCCCUGCUAAAGGCAGCAGAAAGGUCUCACAAGAGAGGCAUGAAGACCCAGAUGCAGAGCAAUAAGGAUGGGGGUUCAGCAUUUCUGCAGCCCUGCAGUGGAGCUACUGCCACUUUGCAUUUCUGAUCUUUCUUCUACAUUUUGUUUAACCUUCCAUUUCUAGUUCCUUUUUUGCUAUUGUUGCCUGUUCCAGCUUUCCCGUUUUUUUUUUUUUUUUAACCAUCAUGGGGCAGCCUAUUCCAUAUGGACAUCACUCACAAUGAUGUGUAUCUUCAUCAGUAGUUGCACAACAGACCGAAGAAAGACAGCUGAGAAAAGCAGUACCUCUGAACAGGACAUUUGUUGAACAUUCUCUGAAAUAGUCUGGCAACAGAUUUUUCAUAUUCUUGCUUUGCAAAUCUAGGCAUUUCUUGCUCAUUAAAAUUGUGUUGCAUUGCAUGGCAGCCUUCUGGUUUCGUUUUCUCCAUUUACCCACAGUAU